Ostreobium quekettii is the source of this 1788-nucleotide messenger RNA. Lineage: Eukaryota; Viridiplantae; Chlorophyta; Ulvophyceae; Bryopsidales; Ostreobiaceae. The record is from the annotation of a GenBank genome assembly.
AUGGGCGACGAUCCCGCCCACGGCCACGGGCGGCACUAUUUCGCUAACGGCGGAUUCGGGGGCCAAUACGGAUAUGGUGGCGGCAGGGGAGGCUGUGGGUAUGGGGGCGGCGUGUAUGGGGCCGGAUCUGGGGGGUAUGGGUACGGGUAUGGCAACGGAGGGGGUGGGUACGGCGGCUAUGGAGGGAAUGGAUACAACGGUGGGGGUGGCUACAGUGGUGGUGGCGGUGGUGGAUACGGCUAUGGAGGGAAUGGGUACAAUGGGGGGUGGAGUGGGGGGUGGGGAGGGCCCGGGUACGGGGACGCCUACCGGGACCUGAACAGCGUGCAGCUGCCCAGCCAGGACUUUGGCGGAGUUGCCGAAUUUGUGAAGGACUUUUACACGGAGACGGUGGUGGCGCCGGGGGCGAUGGGGCCGGAGGAGGCUAGGCGGUAUCUGGAGGAGAGGGACAUACACCUGCAGGGGGAGGGGCUGCCGCCUCCGAUCACCAGAUUCGACGGCGCCAACUGGCCAGACCACGUGAAGAGGGCAAUCGAAGGGGCCAGGUUCGAGGAGCCAACAUCGAUCCAGGCAGUGGGUUGGCCGUUGGCUUUGCAGGGUCGAGAUCUGAUCGGAAUCGCAGAAACGGGGUCGGGCAAGACACUGGCGUUUCUACUGCCAGCGAUCGUGCACAUACUGGCCCAGUCUUUCCUUGAACCAGGGGAAGGACCAAUUGUCCUAGUGAUCGCACCUACAAGAGAGCUGGCUGUCCAGAUCAAGGAAGAAGCCAGGAAGUUUGGGGCAUGCAACGAUCCUCAACAGUGCAUCAAAGUCGCCUGUGUGUAUGGGGGUGCAUCAAGGGGCCCACAAAUCCGGGAACUGAGGGGUGGUGUUGAAAUAGUGAUUGCAACCCCUGGUCGGCUCAUUGACAUGCUUGAGAGUGGGUGCACAAACCUAAGGAGGGUGACGUACUUGGUGCUGGAUGAGGCAGAUCGAAUGCUGGACAUGGGCUUUGAGCCACAGAUCCGCAAGGUUGUCACCCAGAUCCGUCCCAACCGCCAAGUGCUCCUGUGGUCUGCAACGUGGCCCAGGGUGGUUGACCAGCUCGCAAAGGACUUUCUUGUCAACCCUGCAAAGGUGACCAUUGGCUGCCAGGAUCUAAAGGCUAACCACUCGAUCACGCAAAUCGUGUUGAUGGUCCAAGAAUAUGAAAAGCAUGGAAAGCUGUGUGAGCUCUUGGAGCAGAUAUACGAUGGCACAAGCAAGAUAUUGAUUUUCUUCAAGACAAAAAGGAAGUGCGACGAGGUGACAGGUCAGCUGAGGACUGAUGGAUGGCAGGCCCUCUGCAUUCAUGGAGACAAGGGUCAAGAUGAGCGGGACUAUGUGAUGAGGGAAUUCCGAACCGGACGCAAUCCCAUUGUGCUGGCAACAGAUGUUGCUGCUCGUGGGCUUGAUGUCAAGGACAUCAAGUUUGUGAUUAAUUAUGACAUGCCGGGCACUGCAGAGGACUAUGUCCACCGAAUUGGCAGGACAGGACGUGCAGGCGCCCAGGGCACUGCGUUCUCUUUUUUCACAAGCAAGGACGCUGGCAUUGCACGAAGCAUCGUCAAAAUAGUGUCCGAAGCGAAGCAGGACGUCCCUCCACCAUUGCGCCAACUCGCGUCUGCGCCCUUUGACAUGGGUGGUGGUCGUGGGCGAGGGAGGAACGGCUUCGGUAGGGGCCGUGGGCGGGGUCCCGGUCCUGGCCGUACAGGCUUCAACACAAUUCCCCUGGGCAGGCGUGGCGGUGGCAGGCGAGGGCGCUACUGA